Messenger RNA from Nicotiana attenuata, 666 nucleotides. RefSeq lists its product as uncharacterized. The record is from RefSeq and is a predicted model, not a curated record. The transcript has 2 exons. The coding region runs from base 1 to 666 and encodes 221 amino acids. Lineage: Eukaryota; Viridiplantae; Streptophyta; Magnoliopsida; Solanales; Solanaceae. Gene Ontology annotation, molecular function: RNA-DNA hybrid ribonuclease activity; nucleic acid binding.
AUGGCAGUUGACAUGGAUGUGGAAGAAUUGUUAAUCAUGGGAGAUUCAAACAUGAUUAUUCGGCAAGCUCAAGGUGAAUUGGAAAAUCGGGACAUCAAGCUUAUCCCAUACAGGCAACAUGUGGAUGAUCUUAGCAAACGGUUCAAGUAUGUUGAAUUCUGGUACAUCCCUCGGUUCCACAUUGAGUUAGCUGAUGCGUUAGCUACCUUGGCGGCAAUGUUGCCGUAUCCGGUUGGGGCAACACCCUAUUUAUUGGUUUAUGGCACUGAAGCCCUAAUACCCGUAGAAGUUGAAGUUCCAUCUCUUCGAAUCAUUGUUGAAGCUGAGAUUGAGGAUAAUGAAUGGGUUAAUACCCGUCUAGAACAGUUAACCCUGAUUGAUCAAAAGUGGAUGGCCGCUGUUUGCCACGGGCAGUUGUAUCAACAAAGAAUGGCCCGCGCCUACAAAAAGAAAGUGCGGCCCAGAAACUUUGAGGUGGGACAACUUGUCUUGAGGCGUAUUCUCCUGCAUCAUAAGGAAGCCAAAGGAAAAUUCGCUCCGAAUUGGAAAUGUCCAUACAUUAUAAGGAAUUUAUUGCCAAAAGGGGCAUUGUACUUGGGAGACAUUGAAGGAAAUAACCCCGAAGCAACAGUCAAUGCGGACGCGGUCAAAAGGUAUUACGUUUAA